Hemicordylus capensis (graceful crag lizard) is the source of this 1209-nucleotide messenger RNA. RefSeq names its product olfactory receptor 11G2-like. The transcript has a single exon. Gene Ontology annotation, biological process: G protein-coupled receptor signaling pathway. Gene Ontology annotation, cellular component: membrane. Gene Ontology annotation, molecular function: olfactory receptor activity; G protein-coupled receptor activity. Lineage: Eukaryota; Metazoa; Chordata; Lepidosauria; Squamata; Cordylidae. Bases 1 to 1020 code for a protein of 339 amino acids. The record is from RefSeq and is a predicted model, not a curated record.
AUGGAGCUAGCCAAUGGGACCAUAGUCCAGGAGUUCAUUUUGCUGGGCUUUGGAGAGGGACAGCAGAAGCGGUUCCUGCUCCUCGUCUUUCUCACUCUCCUCUAUGUCCUCACUUUGACCGAGAACAUCACUAUUAUUUCACUGGUGCAUUUAGAUGACCAUUUGGCCCAGCUGCCCAUGUACAUCCUGCUGAGCAACUUCUCCUGGCUAGAGAUAUGUUAUGUGACCACCACUGUGCCACGGAUGCUCUUCGACCUGGCAUACUCCCAUACAACUAUCUCUUUCCAUGCCUGCUUCCUCCAGUUCUACAUCUUCUUCUCUCUCAGCGGCACUGAAUGUUUCUUCCUCUCAUCAAUGGCUUUAGAUCGAUACUUGGCCAUCUGCCACCCACUGCGCUAUCCACAACUGAUGUCCCAAGAGGCCUGCUAUGCUCUCGUGGCUGGUUCUUGGGUCCUUGGCUUCCUGUGGCACAUUAUGUCUGUGACUUUGAUCUCCAAGUUGUCCUUCUGUGGACCCAAUGUCAUUGAGCACCUGUUGUGCGAUCCUGGACCAAUUUUGUCACUAGCUUGCCCUCCUCUUGGAAUUGCUCCCAUUGUCUGUCAGAUUUCUAUGAAUACUGUAGUACUUGGCAAUUUCUGUUUUGUUGUGCUAUCCUAUGGUAUUGUGAUUUGCACCCUGAUUAAAAAAUCUAGCCAAGGUGGUCGUAGGAAAGCCUUUUCCACCAUAUCUUUCCACCUAGUGGUGGUCACACUUUUCUACGGCUCCAUGGCUGGGGUUUAUUUAACUCCAGAUGGAGAAAGUCUGUCCGAUAUUACUAAGGCAGCAACGCUCUUCUACACUGCUGUUACUCCCUUUCUGAACCCUUUGAUCUACUGUCUGAGGAAUGAUCAGGUGAAGAAGGCAAUGGGCAGGUCGUGGAAAAGAAAAAUAGGAAGGCAAAAGAGAAAGGAGACUGUAAAUAAAUCAGAGGACAGAAGUAAGAAAAAUAAAACAAACACCCAACUGUGCUGUCAGAGUUAGAAUGAUGUCUUUGCUGUUGGACACCAGGGAUGCUUCCUGGUAUGGCAAAAAAACCUAAAGAGUUAAAAUCAGGGACGAGUUUCUUGGCUGCUGGGUCCCACCAUAUUUUCAACAUUUUCUGCUUGCUCUGAAUAACAAAAUUCAAGGCACAAGGGUUGUCUGGGUAAAUCCUUUUGGAGUAUAUACAGU